UCAAGUCAAUUCGUCAAACGGAGGGGGGAGGGGUGAAAGGCUCAUUCGCCUCCGAAUUCCUGGAGCGCUAUUUUUGGCUCUGUCAAGUACCUGCGGUCUAAUGACUCCCCGGUGCAGGGUAUAAAUUGCAGGGAAUUCAACGGGACUUUCAUUCAGCUACCAGUCUUGAGACCUGGAAUCUGAGACAUUCAAACCCAUCUUGGGUGAGGACUCUGUUAGACAGAGCAGGAGUUGUUGAUUCUGCCAGUGCAAGUUGGUAGAUGAUUUGAGCGGAUCAACAAAGGAGCCAGUGAGCUCGGGAAUUUCCGGGAUCGGACGGAAAAACACGAAUUGGACUUGGGCCAGGUAGUGACAAUCCACCCUCCAGCACAGGCAGGGAGAGAGCGCAGGCUCUUCACAGCUGCCAGUCGCUGCUCACGGUCUUCCGCAGCUCCAGCUUCCCCCACGUCCAGAGCCAGAGCGGCAAGCAGUCCUCCCCAGUCCCAAGAUGAGAACUCUCCGGCUGCUGGCUGUGACUGUCAGCCUCCUGGUUUUGACAGAUGUCUUUUGUGAAGAGGUUUCCCGGAAUGAAGGCGUGUCUCUAUGGGACUAUAGCGACCACGGCCAGGACAAACGACUGCAGCCGGAUUCGUUUCGGGAGCUUCUGAAGCGUGUGGCCAGGAAACCACAAUCCAAGCAGUUCUUUGGCUUAAUGGGCAGGCGGUCAUACGAAUACAAGCCACUGAUUCGCAAAAGACAUAAGUUAGGGAAUUUUGUUGGACUUAUGGGAAAACGCUCUUCAGCUGCUGAUUCCUCUUCUGAGUGGAAAACAGCACAAGACCUUGUCCAAAGACGUUAAUAACAAUAAUAAAGAAUUAUAUUGAAUGCUAUUUAUUUUAAUUUGCUAGCACAAGUGUCUAUAAUAUUAUAUACCCACUUGUAUCAGUUGGUUGUUGAAAAAAUAGUUGUUAUGACUUUCCCCAAUAGAAGUUAUUCUAUUUUAUUGCUAUUUUAGCAAAAUAUAAAGUGUAGUGAACAUUGAGGCAGUGCCACAUAUUAUUCAAAAACAUAAUAAACAGAUUUUGAUAACACUCGACUGUGUCAGUUGUAAUUGGAAAUAAUGUUCUCAAUUGAUGUACUGCUAUUUUGUAUGCUCUGUAAUAAAAUAUCUAUUAUUCACUAUUUGAUUUUCAUUAGUUAUGAACAGAGAAAGUCACAGGUAAUAUGAAGUGAAUGAUACAAAAACAAAAACUGUUUUAUGUUUCAGCACAUAUCGUUACAAUUUGUAUUUUAAUGUGCCUCAUUGUUUCAUAAAUAAUAAAUGUAUUAUAAUAAUUGCAACAAAAUGUAUGGUUAU
Chiloscyllium plagiosum (whitespotted bambooshark) is the source of this 1336-nucleotide messenger RNA. RefSeq names its product protachykinin. Gene Ontology annotation, biological process: tachykinin receptor signaling pathway. Lineage: Eukaryota; Metazoa; Chordata; Chondrichthyes; Orectolobiformes; Hemiscylliidae. The record is from RefSeq and is a predicted model, not a curated record.